Hypoxylon trugodes is the source of this 1222-nucleotide messenger RNA. Its product is annotated as succinate dehydrogenase ubiquinone iron-sulfur protein-like protein. Gene Ontology annotation, molecular function: 2 iron, 2 sulfur cluster binding; electron transfer activity. The transcript has 3 exons. Gene Ontology annotation, biological process: respiratory electron transport chain; tricarboxylic acid cycle; aerobic respiration. Bases 164 to 1015 code for a protein of 283 amino acids. The record is from RefSeq and is a predicted model, not a curated record. Lineage: Eukaryota; Fungi; Ascomycota; Sordariomycetes; Xylariales; Hypoxylaceae. Gene Ontology annotation, cellular component: mitochondrial membrane.
UUACAAGAACCCUUCGGUCGGUUGAUUCUCUUUGUUUUUACAACUAUCGUCAUACAUUUUAUUCUUCUUUACUUCCCAUUAAUUCCUUAAUUAUACCUUUCGCGACGCCAAGGAACAGAGAAUCGACCAACCAACCAAUCACACUAUCCCGAAUUUGCCCGCAAUGGCAGCUCUUCGCUCUACCUCGACUCGGCUGCUGGCCGCAGCUGCGUCGCCACGCUCUGCGACGCUUCCUACGAUGUUCGUACGAUCAAUGGCUUCUGUAGGUGGUGCUACGGUCGAAGCAAACCCGAAAGGCAGUACCGAUUCGCGCAUGAAGUCCUUCCAGAUCUACCGGUGGAAUCCUGACACCCCGACCGAGAAACCGAGGAUGCAGACGUACACAUUGGACCUGAACAAGACAGGACCCAUGGUACUGGAUGCUUUGGUCAGGAUCAAGAACGAGUUAGACCCCACGUUGACCUUCCGUAGGAGUUGCAGAGAAGGUAUCUGCGGUAGUUGCGCCAUGAACAUCAACGGAACGAAUACAUUAGCAUGCUUGUGCCGUAUUCCCACAGAUACAAGCGCCGAGAUGAAGAUCUAUCCACUACCCCACACAUACGUCGUCAAGGAUCUGGUCCCUGAUCUGACGCACUUCUACAAGCAAUAUAAGUCGAUCAAGCCAUAUCUACAAAGGGAUACACCCGCACCAGACGGCAAGGAAUACCGACAGAGCAAAGCGGAACGACGAAAGCUAGACGGUCUAUACGAGUGCAUUCUCUGCGCAUGCUGCUCAACAUCGUGUCCGUCAUACUGGUGGAACUCCGAGGAAUACCUAGGCCCCGCUAUCCUAUUACAAUCAUACCGUUGGUUAGCCGACUCCCGCGACGAGCGUAAGGCGGAGCGCAAGGCCGCGCUCGACAACUCGAUGAGCUUGUACCGAUGCCACACUAUCCUCAACUGCACAAGAACCUGCCCCAAGGGUCUAAAUCCCGGUCUAGCGAUCGCCGAGAUCAAGAAGGAAAUGUCGUUUUAAAACAAUAGCCGGAAUUAUGAAACAUAGACGAGCUAUGAGAGGGUCUUAGAAGCCACGAGAAGGGAGUUUAAGAAGAGACAGUGGAAGAAGACAGAAGACAAUUGUACAAAGUUUCGAUUACGAGAUAUGUAUGUUACGGGAUCCUUCUCUCGUUCAUCACCGGCUGGUUGUAUACGCCAGUCGUGCUCCUUUGUCUUGUGCGAGCAU